This is a messenger RNA of Haemonchus placei, 1389 nucleotides long. Lineage: Eukaryota; Metazoa; Nematoda; Chromadorea; Rhabditida; Trichostrongylidae. The record is from the annotation of a GenBank genome assembly.
AUGUUGUCCCGAUUGUCGUCUCGUUGCAUCAGUACAAGCCCUCUGGCAUGCAGGACAUUGUCUGACAAGUACGAAGUAGCGUUCCCCAAACAAGGAAAACAGCCUAAGGUCUGCAAAGUGAGCGAAGCGUUUGGAAAAAUCAAAUCAGGUGACAACAUCUUUGUACAUGGGAUCGCAGCCACGCCAACACCUCUGCUCAAGGGUCUAUGUGAGCAUGCGAAAGCUAACAACCUGAAAGGUAUCAAGCUCCAUCACUUGCAUCUUGAAGGCGAGACACCAUGGACAGCUCCGGACAUGAAAGAUCGGAUCCGUUCCAAUUCGCUCUUCACUGGGGUUAACCUCCGGAAAUCAGUGAACGAUGGAACUGCCGAUUUUAACUCGUGUUUUUUACAUGAGGUUCCGAUGCUUUUCCGUAAGGGAGCCAUCAAGCUCAAUGCCGCCAUACUACACGUAUCUCCUCCUGAUGCUAAAGGAUACUGUUCAUUGGGCACGUCUGUGGAUACGGCUAGAGCAGCUGUCGCUAAUGCUGACCACAUUAUUGCAAUGGUAGGCAAGAAUAUGCCAAGGACGUUCGGUGACAGUGUGAUCCACUCAUCGCACAUCGACGUACUUAUCGAAGAGCAUUCUUCAUGGCCUCUUCACGAACGCCACUUUGGAAAGGAUAGCGAAGAGGAGCAGAAGAUUGGCAAAAUCAUCGCUGAACAUCUGGUAGAUAACGGUUCAACCCUCCAAAUGGAUGCCGCCUUGGCUGCUCUGAAAAAUCAUAAAGAUCUCGGUAUUCAUACAGAAAUGUUUUCGGAUGGUGUUUUGGAUCUUAUCGCGUGCAAUGCUAUCACCAACAAGAUGAAGGUUAUAGAUCCUGGAAAGCUGGUCGUGUCAUUCGUCUACGGCUCCAAGAAGCUCUAUGACUACUUGGAUGACAAUCCGCUAAUCAAAUUCGGUGAUUGCCAAUGGGUUAACGAUCCGGCUAUAAUUCGACAGAAUCCCAAGGUUGUCGCAAUCAAUUCAGCUGUCGAGGUUGAUCUCACUGGGCAAGUGGUUGCCGACUCAGUCGGUACGCGGUUCCUGUCUGGUUUCGGUGGUCAGGUGGACUUCAUCCGCGGAGCCAGCAUAGGUAAUGACGGUGAAGGAAAACCAAUCAUCGCUCUACCAUCAAUGUCGAAAAAGGGCCAAAGCAAGAUUGUACCUUUCAUUAGCGAGGGUGCCGGUGUUGUUACGAGCCGAUCUCAUGUACACUACGUUGUUACGGAGAACGGUAUUGCUCAACUAUGGGGAAAGAAUAUGCGACAAAGGGCGUACGAACUCAUAAAGAUUGCUCAUCCAUCUAAACGAGCUGAGCUGGAGAAGGCAGCGUUCGAACGACUGAAGGUUAUGCCAUCAGCGGAUUGA